AUGGCGUUUCAGCAGAGGCCUACGUAUGAGAGGCCUGAGGCGUUUAGACCGUCUUGUACGCAUACGACCAUGACCCGGGUCUACGAGAAAGAUUCAGUGUGCUGCUCGUGUCGUCAGCGUGGCCAGUUUGGCUGGCUGUAUCGAUGUACGCAGGAUAUCGAACAGAUCAUUGAUAUUGGACCUCCAGAAUUGGAUGCCUCAAAUCCCGACUCGAUAAAUGCCAUGGGGACCCGAAAGGGUGACAGAUUGAGCUCUGGCGACAUGACUGUCGAGGAGAUGGCCAAGUACACACCCGAACAUGUUGAGAUCAUCUCUAGACAGCGGGAAGAGGUCAAGAACAUGAUUGCCAGGGAGAAAUUCAAAAGAAGCAGCAACGCCCUCUUCAACACCACUCGCCCACCUCCUGGCUUCGAGUCCUAUACGAACGAUAGCAUAUACGCAGGACAGUGGAGCUGCGGCGAACCGCAAAUCUGCCAGUACAGAGUGUGUCCGUGGUGCCGGCCCGCGGUCGCCGAUCGAGCCUUUCUCGUCAUGGAUGCCAUUGCAGAUGGUCAACUACCUCUGACAGCAGCCAUUGGGUUUGGCUUUGAGGAGAUUGGGGGCAAGCCUGUCGUCUCCUCCGAGGUCGUGAAGCGUAUGGGCCAGAGGGGCCCACCGCAGAGGCGUUUCACUCCACCUGAGAGUCUUACAGAUGAUGAUGCUUUCAUAAAUGAGUACCUGCUGCUCAUGCUCGAUAAUAAGGUCGCUAGUUGCCGUGAGAAGUCACAGCGACCUCAACGCCGGACAAAAGACGAUCUGUAUACUCUCGAGCCGUCAAGAAAUUUCCAAGCCGUCAAGAGUGACUCGGAUAGAAUGAAGGCCCUGAGUAAUGUACACCGGCGUCAAUCACCCAAGUCCACUUUGGCUUCUGAACAGACCUACCUUGAGCUCCUCCCCAGCAUGGAGGAGAUGCCUACACCUUCUCGAGAAAGUGACCUAAAUGAGAGUCCGGCACGACCUGCGAUAGAGUUGAAUCGACGUGAAUUUAGACGAGCUCGCAGGUUGGGACAGACGAGGGGCGAGCCACGAGAUGCCAGCGAAAGCUCUUCCCUAUUUCACACCAACGACUCGUGGGAUACUGAUGAUCUACUAAUUGGGUUAGACGACGACGCACGCGAGUUCACGCCUGCGCCGUUGAGGGUGGAUCGUGGUGUGGGUGUCACGGAGGAGAGUGUCGAGACUGGAGUGCCUGAUGUGGUGACUCAGAUGUAA
Fusarium keratoplasticum is the source of this 1251-nucleotide messenger RNA. RefSeq lists its product as uncharacterized. The record is from RefSeq and is a predicted model, not a curated record. The transcript is spliced from 5 exons. Lineage: Eukaryota; Fungi; Ascomycota; Sordariomycetes; Hypocreales; Nectriaceae. The coding region runs from base 1 to 1251 and encodes 416 amino acids.